CUGAUUUUAGUUGAGUCGCCGGUCACACGGCGUAAAACACGGAAGAACCGGUACCGAACCGGUACCGAUAGAUAGAUAGAUAGAUAGAUAGAUAGAUAGAUAGAUAGAUAGAUAGAUAGAUAGAUAGAUAGAUAGAUAGAUAGAUAGAUAGAUAGAUAGAUAGAUAGAUAGAUAGAUAGAUAGAUAGAUAGAUAGAUAGAUAGAUAGAUGGAAGUGAUGAGAGUUUAAAUUUUGCAACUUUUCAUGGGCGUCCUGAACGCAACAGCCGCCAAUGUCUCGUGCGCGUGCGGGUGCGCGCGUCUCAGCUCCGUGCACGUCAUGGACGUCAGUUUCCCAAUACUUCCUCUGUCUAACUUACAUCCUCUCAGCCUGGAAGUUACUGCUUCUAAUUGCAUGCUAGCCACACACACACCUGUUCCGAGUGGAUGACUAGUUCGUCAAAGAACAUGACAUCAGCAUUACUCAGUGGCUAGACGCCUGGCUUUCCCAGCUGGAAUUGGUUCAGAUGGUGGUGAUCGUAGUGGUGAUGCUGGUAAUGGUGGUGGUCAUCACGUGCGUUCUCAACCGUUACCGGAUGUCGGCGCACUCGCUGCGUUCCAGACGGGCGCUGCCGCCGGGGUCGCGCUCGCACCUCCACUUGGAAGCGGGUCUGUGGAGCUCAGAUGUUCCGAGCAGCGUACCCCGACGUCUCCCACAGGGUUGUCCACCUCCCGCCGCUCCGAACCGCAUCCAGCCCACGUUCCCGUUUCUGCGGCGCGACCUAAUCAUGGACCUGCCACACACCAUCUCGCUAUCGGACGGGGAAGAGCCUCCGCCCUACCAGGGCCCGUGCACCCUACAACUGCGGGACCCCGAGCAGCAGAUGGAGCUCAACCGCGAGUCGGUGCGCCCACCGCCCAACCGCACAGUCUUUGACUCGCUGGAUCCGUCCACGCCCUAUGUCAGCCUCCAGGCAACCCGGCUGAACAAAAAGGAAGGAGCUCCCCCUACCUACAAUGAGGUGAUAGGACACCACUACCACCCAGGGUCGUCAGAAAUGGACAGCCGGAAAACCAGGAACACAAAAGAGAAAUCCUAGGAGCCUCGGCAGGCAUGACCUAGCUAAAACUGGUCAGUAAUCUGUGACGACCGACCUUCAGUCCUAUUGGUCGGGAAUGUGAGAUGGUUGCGCCUCAUUGUCGGAGGCAUCACUUCCUGUUGCACAGCAUUCUACUUCCUGUUGAAGGAUUGUUACAUAUUUACUUGUUUGUCUGUCAAGUGUUUUUUUGUUGUUGUUGUUAUGUUGACCUGCUUUUCUUCUGUUCCGGCGGCCAGCACCGCAACAUGCUAGCAUCAGUCCAAAGUAGCACCGGGACAUACUAGCACACAAAAUCGUUUCUUCCUUGCUUUGUUUUACUAGCUUAGCAUAUGCUAAAAGCUGCCUUAACGUUCUCCACCGGACCGAGGAGUCGACGCUAACAAGUUAGCUGAUGAGAUUGUUUCAAGACGUUUUCUACAGAAGCUUUGCACAAGAAAACUCCAAAACGUCCGUGAUGAACGACAUCAUUUCUAAUCAGUAAAAGAUUGUUUUUGUGUUUUUAUGUUCAUUUGUUCAACUUUUUCUAGUUUUAGUAAGUGAAAAGAGUGUUAGCAUCCUGUCUGCAAGUGGAAAAGGUUUUAUUUUAUUUAUACGAGAAAAAUUGCACUAUUUUUUUCUAAAGGUCGACCGAUAUAUGGACUUUUUCCUAAAUCAGCCGAUAUAUUGCCGAUGUAGUAGGAUGUUCACUAAUUAGGUGAUGAUCUUUUUUGUCAAGGUCGACCAGUAUAUUGGCCGGCCGAUAUAUCGGGCCGAUUUAUGAACUUUUUUUUUUCAAGAUCAGCCGAUAUAUAGCAGACUAGUAGGAUAAUUUUACGUUCAGUAUCUUUGUUAAGUAGUAGUAGGAGAAGUAGGAUAAUAAAAAAUCACUUUAAUAUAUGCAUUUAUAUGGCGAGUAUUUCAAUUGCUUUUAAUCAUCUGCGGGCUUUUAAAAAAGUAUAUCGGCCUCAAAUAUUGGCUUAAAAAUCGGCUUUAAACAUUCGCAAAUGGCUGAAUUAAAAAAAAAAAUCUGUAUCGGCAUCGGCCUUUGAAAAUAUAUCUAUCGACCUCUACUUUUUUCAUGUUGUUCCGUGGAGAGACUGAUCGGAAAAGGAGCUGUGUUCUGGCAAAUUGUCCAAUCAGAGAGAUCCUAAAUCCUCCCCUCCCAUUGGCUGAAAGGUUAGCCCCUUUUCCAAAACAGGUGGUCACAGAACCUCACACUUAAUCUAUUUUUUGCCACCUUACGGGGUAACCAAUUGACCAACAACAAAAACCAAUCCAACGUCCAAUCAUUUAAUAUAUAACAAACAGUUUUCCAUCUUACUCUUACUGUCGACGCGUGACUGGUAGCGGACACCCGGAAGUGUUGACAAGUGACACGAGUGUCAGCCGCGACCUGUCCGCCGCGCCGUGGCAAGAGGCGCCGCAGGCCCAACAAAUCCAGUCCGGUCCGGUCUUUAUGCAACAGCGCCCUCCGAAAGAAAGAAGCCGUACCAGCAGGCGCUUUCGCUAGCUCGGUGCGGUUGUCUUGACUAUGAAGGUCGCAGCGGGUACGAAAAGUCCGGAUGGGUUCUGAUCAGGGAUCCUGCGGUGCAGAUGAUGGCUACUGAUUGGGCGAGGUGGUGAAGGGGGCGGGAGCAGUUUUGACUCAAGGUGUGUGUGUGUUGAGAGUUGCAUCAAUAUCAUCUACAGUGGUAUGAAAAAGUAUCUGAACCUUUUGGAAUGUCUCACAUUUCUGCAUAAAAUCACCAUUAAAUGUGAUCUGAUCAUUCUCAAAACCACACAGAUGAAAAAAAAGUGUCUGCUUUAACUCAAACCACCCAAACAUUUAUAAGUUUUCAUAUUUUAAUGAGGAUAGUAUGCAAACAAUGACAGAAGGGGGGAACAUAAGUAAGUGAACCAUCACAUUUAACUCAUUCACUCCCAGCCAUUUUCACCAGUGCAACCCCCUUCGCUCCCAGCCGUUUUACUGGAUUUUGACUGAUUUUGCAAGGCCCACAGAAAAUUCUGUUCUAUCACCAAAAGAUUAGACUCUCUUCUUUCAGCAGGGAAAAACAGUUAGUUCAUAUUGGUGAUAAACUCAUUUCAAUUCACAGCCCAAUGUUUCCCACCUCCACCGUCCAAUGACAAAGCUCCCUCCACAGUCCGCCCGGCGACACAUUUAGUUUGAUGAUGUUUUUGUUGUAGCGAGAGCGUUGCAAUACAUCCGCUGUUUGCCUUCUUUUAUGCUAGCUUAGCUUAGUUUUGGAUGUUUUUUUGACAUUCCCAUGUCUUCCUGUUGUAUUUUAUUGUGUCCAAUCAAAUCACCUUUUGUCAAAGUGUCUUGCGCUAAUCCCGGCGUCUUACACACGCGUGCCUUCUGAGUUUUUGAUCUUAUUCUGUGUGUUUUCAGAGCAUUUUGUAAAAAAAAUCAUUAGCAUGUGGGAGUUCCGGUAUGAUGCGUUCAUAGACUGGCUGGGCAUUUGCAACUCUCCCUAAAUUGAAAAAGUGAAAAUAUGUAAUGGAUACUCCAAAGUGGAUCACAAUUUUUGAAAAUAUACAUAUAAAAUUCCUGGGUCAAAAAUAUGUAAAAUUACUUUGAAAGUGUAAAACUGACAAGUUAAAGGGAAAAAUAGUUGGUAGCAAAGUAAAAUAUACAGUAAAGAAUAAUAUAUAAUGAUAAAAUCAUAAUAAAUUUAAUUAUAAAUAAAUAGUAAGUAAGCAAGCAAAAAAUAAAUUCCAAAAAUGUCAAAAAUUGCAAUUUUAGCAUUAUGAAAAAGUGCAGAAAAUUAAGUCAUACAAUGAAAUUAUAACAAAGUAACACAUUUGUAACUACAUAAUAAUAAUAAGAUUGAAGUAAAUUUAACAUUUUAAAUCAGUCAACAAAGGUGGAAUACAUUUUUAAAAUGUAAAAAAAAAAAAAAAAAAAAAAACGAUUUUAAUGUUUUAAAAUAUAAGUGCAAAAAAAUCAUGAUAUAAAAUAAAAUAAUUUAAAAAUAAACUAGGCUAAAUAACAAUAAGAUUAAAGUAAAGUGAAAAAUAAAGAUAAACAAUAAAUCUAAAAAAAUAAACUUAUAUAAAUAAUAAUAACAUUAAAAUUGACAAAAACUUGAGUGAAAAGUAAACUAAAAAAAAUUGACAAACAUGUGAAAGUGCAAAAAAAUAAACAUAGACAAUAAAAAUACAAUUAUCUUUAAUAGUAGGUUUAAAAAAUGAAAAGUUUAGAAAAGAUUAAAGUAAAAAAAAAAAAUCUAAAGUGAAAAAUAAACUUCAAAUUGUAUAAUCAUAUAUUUUUUAAUCAUUUUGAUUUAAAAAGCAAUAUACACAACUAUAGAUAAAUACACUUAAUAAUAACUAAAUGAUUUGAGUAUGAAAUGAUAUGGGUAAAUGACCAAAUAUAAAAAUGUUAAAAAAUAUACAGAAUAUUAUAAUCAGACUAAAAUAAAGUAAAACUACUUGCACCUCUCAAAACAGACGUGCGACAAAGAAAAAAUAGCAUACUCAGAAUAGUAUAACACAGAUUUAUUUAUUUUUUAUUUUUUUGGGGGGGGAGGGGGCGUUGAAUUUUUGUUCGAAGGCAAAAUUGUUCCACUUUGGGGAGGCGUCCCAAACCAAUUUUUACAGGAGUUGAGCACUUUUCUUGAAAUGUCCCGAGUUCCUUUGAACGCACCAUCCGACUAACGCUAGCAAACGUUUGUGAGCGUUUGCUAGCGUUUCUUCGGCGCUUCUGGAAACUUCCUCGGCGAGGGUUUAGUCAUAUUUUUUUCUGAACAAGUACUGUUUGUUUAUCGGACAAAAUUCCCAAAGGCACAAUUUCAAGAGACAUUCCAGUGUGUUGAUUUUUUUCAGUCAAAGUGUACUCAUGUAAAGUUUGCAUCGAUGUUGUCACCAUAAAAAAAAAAGUUGUUGUUGUUGUCGGUUUGAAUCAUUUCAAUUUGGUAUAUUGUGAAAAUAAAUGCCUUUUAUACAAACGUGUGUGCUUCUUCACUAUUAUUAUGCAUCGUAUUUUUUUGCUUUAAAGCUUAUGCUCAACAUUUGUUCUUUAUCACGCAAAGUCAGGGAAGGGAAAAAAACAAAACAAAACAAAAAAAAACAGUAUGAUUAGAUCAUCUUAAAACUAUGUCUAUUUUUUUUGUUUGUAUUUAAAUAUUAAAAAACCUACAGCACCUGGUGUGCCCGAGAGCCAUGUAACCUUGUCAUCAGAGCUGUAUAAAGAGAGUCGCGACACUCUUUGAUGUCGCCACAGGUGGUCACGUGGUUCCUGUAGGGCGUUACUUCUCAAAUAGUGGGGCGCGGAACGAUGCUGGGGGUGGCGCAUGUGAGUUGGGGAACAUAAUUUUUCGCCAUACUAGAAUAAAGUGUAAUUGCACAUCCACUGAGUGGGUGGCAGUGGCGCUCUCAUUUUCAGCAUAAACGCAGUAUUUUUGAACCAAACGAGCACACAGCAAAGAGCAUUGGAGAUAUGAAAAGCUAAGACGAAGAAAUAUGAUGAAGCGUAUGUAGCAUUUGGCUUUUGGCUUUGACUUUUAGUACAGUGAGAGACGAGGAAAGACCAGUCUGUUUACUUUGUCUAAAGAUGUUUGCAGCGGACAGCAGGAAUUCUUUUUUUUUUUUCAGCGAAAACUUGCCAAAUAUAUAUCGUAAUAAAUCGUCCCGCUUUGUCAGUGUUACGUCAGUAAACCAGCGAGCACUGUCAGCAUCACAUAAGGAGGCAUACCAAUUUGCUCAAUGCAAAAUAACCAAACACCAUAGCAAAGGAGCUGAUACUGCCCGCACUGUUGUUUUUGUUCUAUUAUUUUUGGGGUUUUUUUUCAGUCUAAUAGUUUGGCAUAUUGUCCUCUUAAGUUAAUGUUGCUAAUCAAUUUGAAUUUAUGAUUAUUUAUUAGGGGUGUAACGGUACACAAAAAUCUCGGUUCGGUACGUACCUCGGUUUUGAGGUCACGGUUCGGUUCAUUUUCGGUACAGUGGUACAGUAAGAAAACAAAAUGCAAAAUAUAAAUGUGCUAGUUGUUUAUUACCAGUGUUGUUAAUAACGGCGUUACAAUAUAACGGCUUUACUAACGGCGUUAUUUUUUUCAGUAGUGAGUAAUCUAAUUAAUUACUUUUCUCAUCUUGGCAACGCCGUUACCGUUACUCAGGCGGGAAAGGCGUGCAUUACUAUGCGUUACUAAGUUGGUUGAAUAAAAAAAGUCAGAGAGAUGGACUCACGGAGACGAGAGAGCAGAGCAGGAGUGGGGAAGACGCCGUUGCAAACGCGAUGCUAGGUGGCUCCAAUAAUACCUGACUGUAGCCUACAAACUACGCCCACAUGAUACGGUAGAUAUCACAUAUUAUAGAACUAGAUGCAAAUGAUAGGCACGGCUGCAUUGGCAACAUGUUUUAAGGACUACAUGCGUGAGUAAACAGCCGCCAUCUUAAAGCAGUAGACCUCUCAGGAAGGCUCUGUUGUAGAGAUCCUUCCUUGCGAACCUAAUUUUGUAUUUUUUUUUUUAUCUCAAAUGGUCCUUAAUCGGCAAAAUCUUGACUUAAAUCUAUCUUUAAAUGAUGAAACAGUUUUAAAACUUACACAUGUUGAAAGUAGACAGAAGGGAACUAAUGCAAUAGCGGGAGCAAUUUUAACAACUUUAACGGUUGAUUCACAACUUUAAAUGACUUCCACACAUAGCAAAGGUUACUAUCUAGUUAUCGCAAUACCCUUGUGUCUAGUUAAG
Corythoichthys intestinalis (scribbled pipefish) is the source of this 6744-nucleotide messenger RNA. RefSeq names its product prostate transmembrane protein, androgen induced 1 (gene pmepa1). Gene Ontology annotation, molecular function: R-SMAD binding. The transcript has 5 exons. Bases 506 to 1078 code for a protein of 190 amino acids. Gene Ontology annotation, cellular component: early endosome membrane; Golgi membrane. Gene Ontology annotation, biological process: negative regulation of transforming growth factor beta receptor signaling pathway. The record is from RefSeq and is a predicted model, not a curated record. NCBI's taxonomy places the organism in Eukaryota, Metazoa, Chordata, Actinopteri, Syngnathiformes, Syngnathidae.